This is a messenger RNA of Truncatella angustata, 1146 nucleotides long. RefSeq names its product polyubiquitin. Lineage: Eukaryota; Fungi; Ascomycota; Sordariomycetes; Amphisphaeriales; Sporocadaceae. The coding region runs from base 1 to 1146 and encodes 381 amino acids. The record is from RefSeq and is a predicted model, not a curated record. The transcript is spliced from 2 exons. Gene Ontology annotation, molecular function: ubiquitin protein ligase binding; protein tag activity. Gene Ontology annotation, biological process: modification-dependent protein catabolic process; protein ubiquitination. Gene Ontology annotation, cellular component: nucleus; cytoplasm.
AUGCAGAUCUUCGUCAAGACCUUAACCGGCAAGACUAUCACCCUCGAGGUGGAGUCCUCCGACACCAUCGACAACGUCAAGUCCAAGAUUCAGGACAAGGAGGGCAUUCCUCCGGACCAGCAGCGCCUCAUUUUCGCUGGCAAGCAGCUUGAGGAUGGCCGUACUCUCUCCGACUACAACAUCCAGAAGGAGUCAACUCUCCACCUCGUCCUCCGCCUCCGCGGUGGUAUGCAAAUCUUCGUCAAGACCCUGACCGGCAAGACCAUCACCCUCGAGGUGGAGUCGAGCGAUACCAUCGACAACGUCAAGUCCAAGAUUCAGGACAAGGAGGGUAUUCCUCCGGACCAGCAGCGAUUGAUUUUCGCUGGUAAGCAGCUCGAAGAUGGCCGAACCUUGUCCGACUACAACAUUCAGAAGGAGUCCACCCUUCACCUUGUCCUCCGUCUGCGUGGAGGUAUGCAGAUCUUCGUCAAGACCCUCACUGGAAAAACCAUCACGUUGGAAGUUGAGUCCUCGGACACGAUCGACAACGUGAAGAGCAAGAUCCAAGAUAAGGAGGGUAUUCCUCCGGACCAACAGCGAUUGAUUUUCGCUGGUAAGCAACUCGAGGACGGCCGCACCCUCUCCGAUUACAACAUUCAGAAGGAGUCCACCCUUCACCUAGUCCUCCGUCUGCGUGGAGGUAUGCAGAUCUUCGUCAAGACCCUCACCGGAAAAACCAUCACGUUGGAAGUCGAGUCCUCGGACACGAUCGACAAUGUGAAGAGCAAGAUCCAAGAUAAGGAGGGUAUUCCUCCGGAUCAGCAACGUCUAAUUUUCGCCGGCAAGCAACUCGAGGACGGCCGCACCCUCUCCGAUUACAACAUCCAGAAGGAGUCUACUCUGCACUUAGUCCUGCGCCUUCGUGGAGGUAUGCAAAUCUUUGUCAAGACUCUGACAGGAAAGACCAUCACCCUGGAGGUUGAGUCGUCGGACACGAUUGACAACGUCAAGAGCAAAAUCCAGGAUAAGGAGGGCAUCCCCCCGGACCAGCAACGUCUUAUCUUUGCUGGUAAGCAAUUGGAGGAUGGUCGUACUUUGAGCGACUACAACAUCCAGAAGGAGUCGACUCUGCACUUGGUGCUACGUCUCCGUGGUGGCCAGUAA